AUGUUUCGACGUUUUCCUUCUUUCGAAAGUUUAUUUCCUUUUUAUUCAGUCACAUACAAUCGGUCCGCACAGGUAUUCCUUCACCCCUCCGUCGGUAUUCCUUCACCCCUCCGUCGGUAUUCCUUCACCCCCUCCGUCGGGAUUCCUUCACCCCUCCGUCGGUAUUCCUUCACCCCCUCCGUCGGGAUUCCUUCACCCCUCGGUGGGUUUAAUUGGCGUUUGCCUGUUAUGAAUCCGCCACACUACCCACCCGCCAUUUUCCCCAUCUAUCAGGAGCAGGAGCAGGUAGAUUUUCCUUUGGCAGACAGGAGAUUAUCUGUCUGGUCAACGUGUCUUCUCUGGCGAACUCUAAACAUUCCAUAUUCGUCCUUUCCCUCUGUUAUUUCUAUCUUUAUUUCCUGCAUUUUCUUAUCUUUAUAUUCUUCAUUUCUCACUCUUGUCAUUAGUUCUCUUACCUCGCUUUUCAUUUUUAUACUUUUCCUUCUUCCUACGUACUUUCUUAGCUUCUAUAAAUGCCUUUCUUACUUUCUUUCUUUUAAUGCUUUCAUUUAUCCAAUUUUUUCUAUCGUCUUUCCAUUAUUCUUUUGUAUUUUUUUUUUUUUGCCGUGUUUCUUUUCUGUCUUUCUUUCUCGACUUUUAUUCAUUACUUUAGUUUUUUUUCUAUUGUCUUUAAUCCUUUUUUAUUACCUUUCGUUCUUUUUCCCCUUUUAUUUCUCUUGUUUUCUUUUCCUUAUUUCUUUUUUCCGGCUUCUUUUUCUGUCCUUCUUCCUUUUCAGCCUUUCUUUUUUUUUUUGCCGUUCUUUCUUUUUAGACUUUCUUUCUUUUCUACCUUUCUUUCUUUUUCUGCUUUUCUUCCUUUUCAGCCUUUCUUUCUUUUUCUGCCUUUCUUUCUUUUCAUCCUUUGUUAUUUUCAGCCUUUCUUUCUUUUUCUGCUUUUCUUCCUUUUCAGCCUUUGUUAUUUUCAGCCUUUCUUUCUUUUUCUGCCUUUCUUUCUUUUCAUCCUUUGUUAUUUUCAGCCUUUCUUUCUUUUUCUGCUUUCUUCCUUUUCAGCCUUUGUUAUUUUCAGCCUUUCUUUCUUUUUCUGCCUUUCUUUCUUUUCAUCCUUUGUUAUUUUCAGCCUUUUUUUUUCUUUUCAUCCUUUGUUAUUUUCAUCCUUUCUUUUUCUUUUUCUGCAUUUCUUACUUUUCCCGCAUUUCUUUCUUUUUCUGA
This is a messenger RNA of Acanthosepion pharaonis, 1209 nucleotides long. The record is from the annotation of a GenBank genome assembly. Lineage: Eukaryota; Metazoa; Mollusca; Cephalopoda; Sepiida; Sepiidae.